Messenger RNA from Pelobates cultripes (western spadefoot toad), 264 nucleotides. The record is from the annotation of a GenBank genome assembly. Lineage: Eukaryota; Metazoa; Chordata; Amphibia; Anura; Pelobatidae.
AUGGCCGACGACCGGACCUCAGCACAGCCGCCCGACACGCAGGAACCCUCACUGUCGGACAUUCGGGCCGACAUCAGAGCCCUAACGGGAGCCAUGGUCACGAAAGCUGACCUGCAGGCAUUAUCAGCCACACUCCAUGAGGCAAUUAGAUCGGAGGUAGCUACAAUUCAGAGGGACAUAGUAGCCAAGAUGGACGCAUACAAACCCUGGAAGCAACUCAACUUACAGCAAGUAGCAGACUGGAUGCCACUGAUGCGGCAGUAA